AUGACCUCGUCAGGGUUUUUUCUCUCGCGUCGGGUCCUGCCCCUUCAGCACCGCGCUCAUAAGAUCAGCCAGAUGUCAGGCCCGAAGGACCCGGCAAGAAUCACCACCCAUUCGCUGAGCGCCACUGACUUGGUCCUUAAGGCCAAGCAGAUCUGCCAGAACACGCUGAGUCCCAGCGGAAAAUACGGGCUGCUCCCUUACAGCCGCAACAACUCUCCUCUGCCCCGAAACUUCUCCCGGAUCGCCAAGGAGGAGCCGCCCUCUUACGCCCCCAACCGACGUUUCCACGACGACUCGGACGCUGACCCCUACGUGAAGGGGAGACAUAAGAUGGGUCCAAAGCGCGUCAGGCGCCCCGGUAACUUUUCAACUCCUCAUCCGGCAAAUGGUUCCGACAUUGACGAUGAGGUUGUUAUCCUCGAGGUCGUUGAGCACGUUGCUCCUCUGGCGGCCGAGGUUGGCCAGGAGUUCUUGGACAACUUGGCCUCCCGGGGGCGGAAAAACAAGGCUCCGGCCCCUGAGGCCGGCCCCAGCGAAGCUCCACCCGCCAAGCGCCACAAGAAGAAGGGGAGCGCUGGGCCUUACGGAAGGAAGCGCAGGCACGAGAUGCCGGUCGCUACCGGGGACCCCCUGGUCCUUACCAGGAGUGCGCCAGGAAUGAAGCCGGAGGCCCCCGCGGACGCUGCCAGGACCUCUCCUCCUGCUCAUGCAAGUCCGGUACCUUCGGGUGCCGACAAAUCUCCAGCCUCCCCUCGCGGAGGAAACACAAGUUUGGGGCGCGCGGACCCCGAACCUUCAAACCCCUGCGCGGAGGAGGACUCUAUCUCCCCUCCAAAUGUUGAAGACACCGGCGCCAGCAACAUAGGCGCCGGUAGCGAAGAUACUGAGCGGGUGGAACCUCCGGUUCCUCCCACUCCCAAGAAGAAGAAGAAAGCCGCUGCUUCCCCCUCCAAGACUGCGCUGGAACCUUCCGUGCCAGCAACCUCCUCGCCGGCUAAGGAAGUGCAGGAAACUCCUUUACCGAAACUUGCUGCAGCGGUUACCGCGGCGACUUCGCCCCCUUCCGGCUCGCAGUCGUUGGUGCUGCACGCCAGCCGCACCGCAAUCGUUGCUGGCGAAAAGGCUUCAGCUCAGCUGGGCCGGAUCGUCGAGCUCAGCCGCGGCGAGGUUGACUUGGGCCCUCUGCGUGAGUACGCGGAGAAGUGGAACCGGGCGGAUCUGUCCGUCGCCACUCGCGGCCUAGGCAAAGACAAGCAGCCGGUCGUGGACAACUCCGGCCCACGGAGCACGGCGCAACACUUGAGCCGGCUCAAGCGUGUCGUGAAGGAGUUCGACACAACCUGGCACGACGCCAGCGCCAACAUGGUGGGCACCCUGGACACCCGGAAGCAGCUCUUCGAGGAGCUCCUAUGGGAGCAUUGGCACCUCUCCGAGACCUUUGCCAGCCUCGAGCUCACCCACGGCAAAUGCCCAGCUGAGAAGGAGCGGCUCGCCCUCGAGCACCGCAAGGCCCUGGACGCUCAGGAGAACAUUUCUGCUGAACUGAAGGACAAGCUCAUCCAAGCUGAACUUCAGCAUGCGCGGGAGAUCAAGGAGGCCAAGGCUGCCGGCGAGGCGAAGCUGGAUGAAGCUUUAAAGGACUUCAGUGACGCUAGCGGGCAGCUGCAGAAGGAGCUGGAGGAGGAGACCAGGCUGCUGAAGGAGGCGCAGGUCCGAAACGUGACCCUCGCGUCGGAUCAGGCCGAGUUUGACCGGUUGGUCAUCCAAACCGAUGAACUGGCUCUUAAGCUUUUCCCGGACUCCCAGCCACACGCGCACAAGAAGGUGACGGAGCUGCGGGCUGAACACGCCGUCAGCAACCCGGAUGCCCCGUGGAACUGA
Messenger RNA from Lolium perenne, 1881 nucleotides. Lineage: Eukaryota; Viridiplantae; Streptophyta; Magnoliopsida; Poales; Poaceae. The record is from RefSeq and is a predicted model, not a curated record.